GUCAGUUUUACAGGUGGAUUUUACUGUGCAGCCUUUUUCGAAGUUUCCGUUUUGUAAAGUCGGAGAAACGACUUCCUUCUUGCAAGAUGGCUGUUAGCUUCUUAAAACACAAAGAUGCACUCAUGAAAGCGUGGAAAGAUGUCUCCGACGAUAAAUCCUCAACGGACUGGGCGGUGUUUGGUUAUGAAGGGAAAACUUAUGAGCUCAAAGUUGUGGAAACAGGAGAGGAUGGGCUGGAGGAGAUGGUGGAUGAGCUUAGCGGGAGCAAGAUCAUGUACGCUUACUGCAGAGUAGUUGAUCCAAACACAAACCUACCCAAAUUUGUCCUCGUCAAUUGGCAAGGAGAAGGAGCUCCAACCAAUGUAAAAGGAACAUGUGCCAGACACACAGUGGAUGUUGCCAAGCUACUUAGAGGUGCACAUGUUACUAUCAACGCUCGUACUGAGGACGACGUAGAACCAGAGAGCAUCUUGGAGAAAGUUUCCAAGGCGUCAGGUUCCAACUACAGCUUCCACAAGGAGAAAUCUGUUGAGAUGGUAGAGCCUGGCCCAGUAUCAUCCGUUUACAAGAGGACUAAUGCGGCAGCGGAAAUCAAAGCCAAGAGAAGUGAUAAAUUUUGGUCUGAGACAGAGAGGGCAGAGGAGCAACGUCGAGUUGAAGAGAAGAAGAAGCAAUCUGCCGAGCUUGAGAAGAUUGAUGCAGAGAGAAGAAAGAGGGAGGAGAAAGAGGCGUCACAAAGAGAUGUUAAGAUGGCUGAUAGGAUGAGAUCAGUUGACCAACAGAAGCAACAAGAGAGAAAAACACUGGAGCAACAAAGACAAGAUGAACAGUUAAGAUGGGAGAAUAAGCAGAAGCAACAAGAAGCGGAUCCUUCUUCCAGAACUCGUCCCGGAGGUGUUAGUAGUCGCACCAAGGAGGCUGCGGAGAUGGUGGCACAAAGAGGAGAGAAUCCCCGUGCAACAUUUGAGCAGAGAGGCUCUGAACCUCCACCCCCUGCUAGCCGUCCCAAACCACGAGCAAUGCCCGCCGUACCUGCACCAGGCCCUGAGCCAGAACCUGAGACUCGGUACGAACCAGAACCAGAACCACAGUAUGAGCCUGAGCCAGAACCAGAACCGGAACCGGCUUAUCAGCCAGAACCUGAAGAACAGUAUGAGCCUGAGCAAGAACCACAGUAUGAGCCUGAGCCAGAACCACAGUAUGAGCCUGAGCCAGAGCCAGAACCGGUACCGGGACCGGCUUAUCAGCCAGAACCGGAACAACAAUAUGAGCCAGAACCAGAACCACAGCAAGAAGUUCCACCUACAGACAGCUGGGGUGGUGAGGAAGCAGCCGUUGAUGAAGGAGGCGCUUAUGACGAUGGUCCUCCACCAGCUGGAGAUGAACAGAGAGCAAGGGCUGUCUAUGACUACCAAGCAGCUGAUGACACAGAGAUAACCUUUGACCCCGAUGACAUAAUCACCGACAUCGAACAGCUGGAUCCUGGUUGGUGGAGGGGGACAGCACCAGAUGGUACGAACGGGAUGUUCCCGGCUAACUAUGUAGAACUCAUAUAAAGAAGAAGGGUACCAUACAUCUGCAUGUGCCUUGCUGCUUAAGUGAGAUACACUCAAUCAACCUUUAAGAAAUCAAACUAAAUGUAAAAUCAAGAAAGAUGAAAAAAUGAUAUUGAGAUAUAUGCAAAUGUUUAAUCAUGAGAUACUUACAUAAAUUGGUUAGACCUAAAUUAUGCCAAAGCCUGUAAUUGUAUUAUCCUUGCUCUGAAAGCAUGACAAAAAACGGGGCAGUUCUAAAAUUGUCCAAUUUUGUUAGGAUGGCCAAAAAAGGCUUUGUUGUUUUAUACAAACUCGUAGAAAAUCAUUCCAAAUUUGCCUAAAAAGCGUCAUUUUUGUUCUAAGUAUUAAUCAAGUUAACUCACUAUAGACAAGAGGUAAUUUUAUCUUAAAGAGAGAGGGCAUUAUUAAAUUUUGGGAGGGGCUUUGGUGUGCAGAAAACAAUGGGUUUUACAAUAUUGUUUUUAUAAAAUAACCUUGCAAGAAACUUUGAUAUAGUUUAUUCGGUAAUGAUUUAGUCCAAGAUGUGACAAUAAAAAUUAUGAAUGAUGAACUUCCUAUAGCUAUUUUCUACAAAUGACGCCAACAUUGGUAGUGUAUUACACAUUUGUACUUUCUCUGUCCUGUGGCACACAUAAAUUACAUGAGGCAGAAAUUAAAAUGGCAAAAACAUGUUUACUUUUUUGUGUGGGGUCUCCACAUAUUGACGGUAAUCUCAUACUAACAUAAGAUUCUGUCGUUAGAAUUUACUUUGAAAAGGUAAUCUAUGCCCAGCCUCUCUACGAGGUGCAGCGCGGCAAAUCGAGUCAUUGAGCAAGGCAUUCCGAGAGAUAAUGGCGUGCAAGAUUGUAUGCCACUGUGAACGUGGUUGACGUAUGCCGUCUUUGCAGUCUGAAGUAGCGAACUUUGUGCAGGCUGCAAAUGCGCGUGCGUGUGACCCAUGCCAUGACUUGCCCCCAUUGCCCCGGGUCACAUUGCCUCCGUGCCCUGUGAAAUGUUCCAGUACAAUUCACUCUUCAAGGUGCCCUUUACAAAAGAAAAAUACACCUUGUUUUUUUUAUGAACAUAGGUUUCGCAAAUUACUCACUUUCUAUGUUGAUUAUUUACAAACUUGUCUAUUAGCGGUUUAUUGAAUAAAAUUGUGUAAGUUUACUCUAAUCCUCAGCCUAGAAUAUCUCUUUUAUUUUAUUUUAUUUUAUUUUAUAUUAUUUUAUAUUAUGUUUCCAUAUACUUCUAGGUAUGUAGGUACUCUUCCUCUGCCCUCGUAUGGUAUUUGCUAAGAAGGUACAGCCUACAAAGCUACAUAAUAGACUUUUAAAUUAUUGAUAUACUCUUUGUCAAAAUACCUUUUUUUAUUUUAUAUUCAUUAUAGGUCAUUAUUCCCUAUUCCGUACUUGUUGCUAACAUAGAGAUAGAGACCCACGGUGAGUCAUUUAUGUUCCCACAAAGAAUUAUAAUUAUUUUAUGGUUCACGUUAAAAACAUAGAAACUUGACAUCCACUGGCCAAAUUAUAAGUAUACACAGACAAUAUAAAAACUAUUAAGUUGCAAAGGGUGAAAUAAUCGAGAACCUGUCCCAGUAUUGUGAUUGAGGGCGCUGUUUGACUGACCAGUAGUGUUUUUUCUUCUUCUGCAGCGUUUAAAACUGCCCGGUGAUCUUUGUAAAUUCACAUUUCCUUUUAUACUUGAUUUUCUCCGACAUCUAAUGGGAUUAUUGUCGUGAACCUUUUUGUAGUGGAGUCUGAGAUCUUUUUGUAAAAGCAAAAUAACGUUUUGUUAAGCAAUAAAUAAAUGCGCAUGAUAAGUUUCAUGGAUA
This is a messenger RNA of Asterias rubens (European starfish), 3369 nucleotides long. Its product is annotated as drebrin-like protein A. NCBI's taxonomy places the organism in Eukaryota, Metazoa, Echinodermata, Asteroidea, Forcipulatida, Asteriidae. The record is from RefSeq and is a predicted model, not a curated record. Bases 87 to 1556 code for a protein of 489 amino acids. The transcript is spliced from 11 exons. Gene Ontology annotation, cellular component: plasma membrane; postsynaptic density; site of polarized growth. Gene Ontology annotation, molecular function: actin filament binding. Gene Ontology annotation, biological process: positive regulation of axon extension; postsynaptic actin cytoskeleton organization; neuron projection morphogenesis.